Molecule: messenger RNA, 1801 nt
Organism: Danaus plexippus (monarch butterfly)
Lineage: Eukaryota; Metazoa; Arthropoda; Insecta; Lepidoptera; Nymphalidae
Gene: sad
Product: cytochrome P450 315a1, mitochondrial
Exons: 7
Coding region: 330-1760 (476 amino acids)
Biological process (GO): C21-steroid hormone biosynthetic process; cellular response to peptide hormone stimulus; glucocorticoid biosynthetic process
Cellular component (GO): mitochondrial inner membrane
Molecular function (GO): oxidoreductase activity, acting on paired donors, with incorporation or reduction of molecular oxygen; monooxygenase activity; iron ion binding
Source: RefSeq, a predicted model, not a curated record
UUUUUAUCAUAGAUAGCAUCAUAAGGUGUCAGGAAACAACUUCUGGAAUCGCAGAUUACAUUUUGUCUUAGUCUACAAUAUGCAUCGGUCGACAAUACUUGAAAUAAGAUACAUAGUGUAAUACAGUGAAAUAAAACUCAACUAUAUGUGUAUAAUAUCUACAUGCAUCUAGCUCAGGCGACAAGAAAUAUUAGACAAGUUUUAUGCAUUGUUUUAUAUUUUUACGACAAAAUAAGUUUUAAUGAAAAAUAAUAUUAAAAUAUAAAAAAAUUUUAGAUAUUUAGGCGUCGUUAGUGUCCGUAUAAUACAUAAAUUUUUAUAUUACGAGAAUGUUCCGUCUGAAAAAAAUUUCUCAAAUAAAAAUUGUGAAACAAAAAAGCUACAUCUUGCCCGUUAAAAAUUAUUUAACUAUUUCUGAUAUGCCCAAACCAAAAUCUCUGCCAAUUAUAGGAACAAAAUUGGAAUUCUUGGCUGCAGGAGGCGCGAACAAAUUACAUAAAUAUGUAAAUUCUCGACACAAGAAUUUAGGUCCUAUAUUCAAGGAAAGUUUGGGAGGUAAUACGGAUCUCGUCUUUCUAAGUGAUCCCGAGUUAAUAAAGACGCUUUUUAUGAAUUUGGAGGGUAAAUAUCCGAUUCAUAUAUUGCCAGAACCAUGGGUUUUAUACGAAAAAAUUUAUGGAGCCCAACGAGGACUUUUCUUUAUGAAUGGCGAGGAAUGGUUGAAUAAUCGACGAAUAUUAAACAAAAUUCUGUUAAGAGAGAGCGAUGAUUGGAUAGCGGAUUCUAUAGAAAAAACCAUUAGAGAUACUAUGCAAACGUGGAAAUUAAAUUUGGAAAAAGGAUGUCGAUUUCCAAAUAUUGAAUCUGAACUUUAUAGGCUGUCGUCUAAUGUUAUUAUUAAUAUUUUACUCGGUACCCACUCUUUAGAGCUAAGCGAUCAUUAUAAUGAAAUGUUGUCAUUGUUUUCGGAUUCUAUGAAGAAAAUCUUCCAGACCACCACAAAAUUGUAUAGUAUUCCUGUAAAUUGGUGUCAAAAACUAAAUCUGAAAGUGUGGAGGGAUUUCAAAGAAUCCGUUGACCUUACACUGUUUUUAGGAAGAAAAAUUACUCGUGAAAUGAUGUUUAAUAAAAACAAAAGCGAUGGCUUAUUAAAAAGAAUGACUGAAGAAAAUAUGUCACCUGAAAUAAUUACAAGAAUUGUAUCAGACUUGAUCAUUGCUGCGGGAGAUACGACAACAUAUACCGCGUUAUGGACUUUAUUGUUACUGACAAGAAAUGAAGAUACAUUGAAGGAAAGCAGGAAAGGAGAUCAAAAAUAUAUUAAAUAUAUUGUCAAGGAAUCAAUGCGAUUGUACCCUGUAGCUCCAUUUCUGACGAGAAUACUUCCACAAGAGACGAUAUUAGGUGACUACAAACUGAGUAAAGGGACACCAAUUAUCGCUUCCAUCUAUACAACGGGAAGGGAUAAGCAAAAUUUUUCGGAACCAAACUCUUUUCUUCCUUACCGUUGGGACAAAACAGAUCCACGUAAAAAAGAUCUCAUUAACCAUGUUCCCCCAGCGACACUGCCUUUUGCAUUGGGAUCCCGUUCAUGUAUAGGCAAAAAAAUUGCCAUGAAACAAUUAUCGGAAUUCAUUAGUCAGAUCACCUACAACUUUGACCUUAAAUGUAAUAACAAUCAGCAAAUAAAAUCUGUGACAUCUCAAAUAUUGAUACCAGAUCAGAACAUAGAUUUUUCAUUAUCUGUUAGGAAGCAAUGAUUGUCGAUAAUUUUGGAUGGAUAAAUAAAUAUUUUAUUGCA